Molecule: messenger RNA, 4088 nt
Organism: Tilletiopsis washingtonensis
Lineage: Eukaryota; Fungi; Basidiomycota; Exobasidiomycetes; Entylomatales
Exons: 11
Coding region: 162-3866 (1234 amino acids)
Cellular component (GO): nucleus
Molecular function (GO): ATP-dependent chromatin remodeler activity; ATP binding; chromatin binding
Source: RefSeq, a predicted model, not a curated record
CUCUCCCUCGAGCUCGUGCCAGCCCGCGUCUCUCUGCCCGCGCGACGCCGGCUCCGCACGCCGCACACCCUGCACUCCACGCAGCCAGCGCAUCUCUCUCUCACUCAUUGCUCUGGCCCCCCUAAUCGUCCCUCUCCUCUCUCCUCACGGCCUCGCGUCGCAUGCCCCGCCUCCUCUUCUCCACCUCCAAUCCCCACACUACCGCACUCCAGCAGCGCAGCAGCACCACUCCGCCGCACGCCACUCGCGACGUCUUGGCCGCCUUCUCCGCGCCUCUCGCGCUCUCGCCCUCGCCUUCGCCGCCCCUCGCCCUCGCGCCCUCCACCUCUGCCGCCAGCAGCAGCAGCAGCAGCAGCGCGGCAUACACGGCCACGCCUCGCCAGCGCCGCAUCCUGGCGCCCGAGUCGUCGCCUCGUCCGUCGCGCGCGCAGCUGCGGCGUGCCUACAGUGGCCGCGCACCCGGCCACGAGCUGCUGCCCGACUCUUCGCCCGUGCAGCAGCAGCAAGGCAAGAGUGCCUGCCUCGACGACAGCGGCCGCGCUGCCUCAUCUGCCGUCGCAAGCGCCAGCUCGCGCCUCACGUGUGCGCUCGCGCAACAGCAGCCGCCGGAGCCACUGGCAGCGAUGCCCGGCUAUGCAAACGGCCUCGGCAAGGCGCCGGGACGCACAAAGUUCACGUCUGCGUCGCCGGAGAAGGAGCUCGCGCCGCCUCCGACUUGCCAUUCCUCCUCCGAUCCACUCUCUGCGCCCUUCUCCGCGGCCGCCAUCAACUCUCGCAGUGCCUCGCAGCUGCCCAGCAGCAGUGCCGCCUCGGGUACUUCCGGCAGCAGCAGCAGCAGCUCCAGGAUCGACCUCUCUGCGUACCGCUACAAUGAUGCGCGCAGCGGCAGCGCCUCGGGCACCAAGCGUCCGGCGCCGCUGCCGCGAGCGGAGCAGUUGAGGGAAAAGGCAGAGAUGAGCGACUCGAGUGUCGAGCUGGUCGAUGUCAAAGCUGCGCCGCCAAAGCCCAAGAAGCGCCGCUUUGUCAUGGGUGGAGGCAAGGCUCGGAGAGGAGCAUCAGACUCAGACUCGGACGAUCCGAUCGCCUCGCCGCAUCCUGAGGCGCUGGCUUCGCCGGCCGCAGCCUCCGCCGUAGAUCCAGAGGUGCGUAAGAAAGCCCAACGGCUCGUCAAUGUCCUCGGGCGCUCCAGAGGCGAGUUCGACGCAGACGCAGUGGCCAAGUUGAUGCAGACGGCCAAGCUGGACGUGGGCGAGACGCUGGAACUGCUCAAGCGCGACGGACAAAAGGCCGUGUGGCCGUACAUGCCGAAGGAGAAGACACGCUCAAGUGCAAGCGGCACGGCAGAGUCGCAGUCGUCCCUCGAGGCUUCGGGAAGCACAAAGGCGAGCAGUACAGCGUCUGUGUCUGCCGCGUCGAGGGAGCAGCAGGGCAAGCAGGGCAAGCAGACGGUUUCGUACGUCUCGCUCACCUCGCCCUCGCCCUCGCCCGUCUUUGUGCAUCGUGCGCACUCGCAGCAGCAGCAGCAGCAGCAGAACGGCUCUGCCUCCGGCUCCGUCGCUGCUGCUCGUACGGCCGUGGCGUCGCCGACAUUCAAGAUCGCCUCUCGUCUCGGCGUCGGUGCCGCCAUCAGGGAGGCCUCGCGCACCGCUGCGCCCGCCUCUGCCCGUCCGCUGUCGCGACCUGCGCCACUGCAGCAGGGCAAGGCGAUGCAGACAGUCAAGAAGGGACAGAGCAGUAGUCGCGCCGUCAGUAUCUCGGACGACGAGGAUGACGGACAGAGCGAUGGCGGCUACGGCUCGGGCGACCAGGCGAAACGCUCCAACAAUGCGUUUGAAUGGUUUGCGCAGGCCGAGAAAGGCGCGCUGAUGGACACCAUGGGCUGCGACGAGGAGAUCGCAGAGAAGAUCAUUGCGCUGCGGCCGUUUCGCAACGUCGACGACGUGUACCGCAAGCUCGACGCGACGCCCAAGCUCAGUCGAAGGCUGUACGACAAUUGCGAGUCGCUCAUGGCUUCGUAUCGCGCAGUCGACAACGUGCUUGCCAAGUGCGAAAAGACGGGCGCCAUGCUGCAGCGCGAGAUUGGCAGUUGGGACACUGCCAAUGGCGCAGCGGCACCGUCGAGCGGCUAUCUGAGCAAGCAGCCGGAACAUCUGAAGGAGGGCACGGUGCUCAAGGACUUCCAACUGUACGGCGUCAACUGGCUGAGGCUGCUGUGGAGCAAGAAGUUGGGCGGCAUCCUCGCAGACGAGAUGGGCACCGGCAAGACGUGUCAAGUGAUUGCCUUUCUCACGCACGAGCUCGCCCAGCCGGGCAAGCGGCGCACGCAUCUCAUCGUCGUGCCCUCGUCGGUGCUGGAGAACUGGGAGCGCGAGUUUGCGCAGUUUGCGCCGCACAUUGCCCUCUACACGUACCGCGGCAACCAGAAGGAGCGCGCCGAGAUGCGCGAGGAGCUGCGCGAGGACAAGGAGGCGGGCGAGGAGCGCGAGUAUGAGGUGGUGCUCGCCAGCUACGACUCGGUCAUCAGUGCGCAGGACUACACAUUCUUCCGCAAGUUUGGCUGGGCGGCAAGUGUCUUUGAUGAAGGCCACGUGCUCAAGAACAAGAACUCGAGCAAGUACGGCAAGCUCAUUCGCAUCCGCACGCAAUGGCGCCUGCUCCUCACGGGCACGCCGCUGCAGAACAAUCUGGCGGAGCUCAUGUCGCUGCUCAACUUCAUCCUCGAGGACUUCUUCGGCAGCGCGGCGGAGGAUCUGGAGGGCAUCUUCAAGAACUCCUCCAAGCCGCAGAACAUUCUCUCCACCGAGCGCAUCGCACGUGCCAAGGGCAUGCUCGGGCCGUUUGUGCUUCGGCGUCGCAAGGCCUUGGUGCUGCCCGACCUGCCGCCCAAGGUGGAGCGCGUCGAGAUGUGCGACAUGACUGCCACGCAGCGCGAGCAUUACUCGCGCAUCUUUGCGCACACCAAGGCGAUGCGAGAGGAGGCGCGUGCGGCCGCGGCGGCCGCCAAGGGCAAGGGCGCGCGAGGCAAGGCCGCCGUGCCCGAGACCAAGCCCGGCGGCUCCAGCCACGUGCUCAUGGAGCUGCGCAAGGCGGCGAACCAUCCGCUCAACUUUCGCACGUUCUACGACGCCGCCAAGCUCGACAGGCUGGCGCGCGAGUACUGCAAGGACGACCCGGAGCGCAACCUCACGCACGUCAGGGAGGACUUUGAGAUCAACUCGGACGCCGAGCUCAACCGCUCCAUCGUCGCGGGCCUGCCUCGCCUGCGCGGUGGUCCCCUCGAUCUGCCGCGCGAGCUGUGGCUCGACUCGUGCAAGAUCGUGGCCAUGAAGCGCAUCAUCGACGACGUGCGCGCAAAGGGCGAGCGAGCCGUCAUCUUUUCGCAGUUCGUCACGAUGCUCGACAUCAUCGUCGUGGCGCUCGAGCAUCUGGGCAUCAAGUAUCGCGGCUUCACGGGCGAGACCAAGGUCGACGAACGGCAGAGCAUCGUCGACGAGUUUACGAGCGACGAGACGAUCGAUGUCUUUCUGCUCUCGACGGGCGCCGGAGGAGUGGGCAUCAACCUCACCGCGGCGAACCAUGUCAUCAUCUAUGACUCGGACUUCAAUCCGCAGAACGACAAGCAGGCCGAAGACCGCUGCUACCGCAUCGGCCAACGGCGGCCCGUCACUGUGACGCGUCUCGUGGCACGCGGCACAAUCGACGAGCACAUCAUCCGACUAGGCGCCAAGAAGCUCUCGCUGGCCGAGCAGGUCGAAGGCGGCGGCCAGGCGAACGAGGAUGAAGAGAGCAAGGCGCAGCAGGAAGACGCAGAGGGCAAGGUCAAGGAGCUGCGCGACGCCGUCAUGCAGCGCAUCUUCGAGGAGUAGCAAACGCUGCCCCCAAGCCGGGUGCUGCGCAAUGGGCAUGCCCCUCUCCACCUCCCGCCAGCUGUCUCCCUCUCGCUCAAGCCAGCUUCCGUCUCUCGCCUCCCUCAACCCUCCGUCGAGAUACAUCAAGCCUCUCUCACUGCUCCCCUAUCUAUCCUCUCUCGCCCUCACUCGCACAUCCCUCGCAUCGUCUCCCUUCAAUUCAAGCCUCUUCAUGCUGUG